Messenger RNA from Oncorhynchus mykiss (rainbow trout), 1282 nucleotides. Its product is annotated as cysteine-rich transmembrane module-containing protein 1. NCBI's taxonomy places the organism in Eukaryota, Metazoa, Chordata, Actinopteri, Salmoniformes, Salmonidae. Gene Ontology annotation, cellular component: extracellular exosome. The record is from RefSeq and is a predicted model, not a curated record.
GAAAUGCCACCAAUGUAAAGUUCAAAUGUGAGUGUGAUCAGCAGAGUGAAAUUACUCAUGGUUGUGACGUAAGGUUAUAAGAGGUGGGGGGAUAACCGAGUCAGAUGAUAGUAGGCCAAAAUCGGCCGACCGGCUCAGCUGUCUCUAAGACAUCAACGCACCCAUCAGCUAGUUUUCCGUUGCUGCCAGUGAAAACGGAGGAGCGCGCCAGCAAGCAACACUCAAUGGAUUAUACAACGUAAAUCAAGAAAAAGGCUGUGUUGAUGCCAAUCCGAACCAAGAAGAGAGAAAGAAAGCACAUUACAGAUUACAGUUCAUUCAACCCGAGGCGGAUUCGUCUUGCUGUCCACAGAUGAAUUUGGAUCAGCCACCUCCUUAUGGGGGCCCUGGCCCCUCUGCCCCAGGAUACCCUGCCCCUACAGCACCUGGGUAUCCAACCCCCAUGGCCCCUGUGUACCAACCCCAAGGGUUCCCAGAUCAGGGAUACCCAGCCCAGGGAUACCCUGCUCCGGGUUAUCCACCCACAGAUCCAUCCUACUCUAACUUCCUCCCAGGACCCCCAGGUUUAUACCAAGGGCAGCCAGGUUACCAAGGUUACCAGAUUCCGCCUCAGCCACAGUUAGGAUGGCAGGAUACACCCCCUGGUGCACAAAUGUAUGGAGAAGCCCCUAAGAACACAGUGUAUGUGGUGGAGGACAGGAGUCGAGAUGGCGGAGGCGGAGGGGAGCACGCCUGUCUCACGGCCUGUUGGACGGCCCUUUGCUGCUGCUGUUUGUGGGACAUGAUGACCUGAUCCCUGAACCUGGCGAGACGAGACCUCACUGUUACCUCACCAUGUCCUCCCCAGAGAAAUCUUCCACGGUGUAAAACCGUCAGGAAGUUAACUGAUCUUUUACUUCCUGUCUCUUUGUCUUAUUUGUUGUAACUUUAUUAUGCUCGCUAAAUUGUUGCAUACGUGACUUUGUACAUCAUACGGCAACUAAAAACCUAGCCUGAACACUCAAAGUACUAAAGCUAACUUUAAAAAUAUAUAAAUAUUGACACAUCUUCGCCGAAAACAAUGUUGAUAAUCGGUCUAAAUAAUUAACAGUUUAUAUUUAAUUAUAUUUUUUGUUUUUUUCAUAUUAGAGAUGUUGGAAACUUACUUUUAUCUUUCAUCCCCACCUUUAAAUAUUUGCUUUUCAUGGUAAAGAAAACUAGACUGAACAAAAAUAUAAACGCAACAUGUAAAGUUUUGGUCCCAUGUUUCAUGAGCUGAAAUAAAAUAUCCCAGAAAAGCUUA